Messenger RNA from Rhineura floridana, 2017 nucleotides. RefSeq names its product SAM and SH3 domain containing 3 (gene SASH3). The transcript has 8 exons. The record is from RefSeq and is a predicted model, not a curated record. The coding region runs from base 61 to 1257 and encodes 398 amino acids. Gene Ontology annotation, biological process: positive regulation of adaptive immune response; positive regulation of B cell proliferation; positive regulation of immunoglobulin production. Gene Ontology annotation, cellular component: cytoplasm; nucleus. Gene Ontology annotation, molecular function: protein binding. NCBI's taxonomy places the organism in Eukaryota, Metazoa, Chordata, Lepidosauria, Squamata, Rhineuridae.
AGAAAGGGGCUCAUGUGAUACAGUGAUUUCCUGCGUGUUUCCUGGCUUCUGCCGCUGCUUAUGCUCGCCUGCCCUCUCUCCCUCUCUCUCUGGCUUAUUCUUUUGCUUUGUCUGUCGAUAGAUGCACUCUCUGGAGAGAGCACCAUGUUGCGCCGGAAGCCAUCCAAUGCUAGCGAGAAGGAUCCAGUGCAAAAGAGGAAGCUGUCCCUGCAGCGGUCUGGCAGCUUCAAGGACUUUGCCAAGUUCAAACCCAGCUCCCCUAUGACAAGCGAAAAGGAAUUCAACCUGGAGGAGGAGGUCCCUGAAAGCAGUCAGGCAGACUCUCUGCCCAGCCCAGAUGACUCAGGCCGAAGCAGCAGCUCAAAGCUGAGCAAGAGAUGGAGGGCUGUCAUCUCCCGCACCAUGAACAGGAAGAUGGGCAAAGCGGCAGCCAGAGCGCUUGCAGAGCAGGGGGAAGCUGAUGACGCUGCAUCUCCCAUCAGUAGCCCCAUUGAAGACGAAGCCCCCAUCUUCCCAGAGGCAAGUGACGAGACCAGCAGCCCUCAGUCACCAAAUGGGAGUAAGUUGUCCAGUCCCAGACUGAUGGGGAGCAGCUGCAACAGCAAGAUGGGAGAAGAGGGUGGCCCCGUGCCAUAUGUUGGCCCCUUCUGUGGAAAAGCCAGAGUUCACACAGACUUCAUCCCCAGCCCAUAUGACAAAGAUUCUCUGAAGCUUCAGAAAGGGGAUGUCAUCCACAUCAUUGCAAAGGCCCCUGCAGGCACGUGGACAGGCCUGCUAAACAACAAAGUGGGCUCCUUCAAGUUCAUCUAUGUGGACAUCAUCCCAGAAGACCCUGCGCCAGUUACAAAGAGCUGUUUGCGAAGCAGAAGCAAGAGGCCCAAACCCAAGACCUUGCAUGAACUGCUGGAGCGCAUGAAUCUUGAGGAGCACACCUCGACAUUGCUACUGAAUGGCUACCAGACCCUGGAGGACUUCAAGGAACUGCAGGAGACUCACCUGAACGAGCUAAAUAUCACUGACCCACAGCAUCGUGCCAAGCUGCUGACAGCAGCAGACCUCCUGCUAGAUUAUGACACAAGCAGCGAGGCUGAAGAUGAAGGAGGAAGCUUGGAGGCUCAGGUGGUCCCUGGAGAGCCGAAGGGGGACAUUCCCCGGGAUUCCGGCUGUUUUGAAGGGACAGAGACACUGGACGGCGGGCGAGAUGACUCCAAGCUGGGGGAAGGACUGCAGCCUCUCUCUGUGGCUGGCUCAUGCUGAGAUAAGGCCUUUCCCUUUCUACCCUGGCAAAUGCAAGCAGUCAUCUCAGAUGCUCCUGCCUCCAAGCCAGAAGAUAACAGCUGCGCUGCAAAAGCAUACUUGGCCUUCUUGCAUGUUGGCUGAAACUGCCCCCUCCCCACCCAAGCUCAGGAAGUGAGAACUACUGAACAAUCUCUUCAGCCAAGGAUGGCUGCAGCUAUCCCCAUAAGCCCAACCCCUUCCGGCUCAAAACAGCCCCCACCACCACUCCAAUGCACAACAUAUGCAUAAAUGAAGGCUGGAGGUAGGAAUAAAUAAAUAUGACCCGUAGGCCUGCAGAAAAGCAGCAGAUACAGAGAUCAAUGCACUGAGUGCAGCCAUUGCUUCCCCCGACUUCCCCUCUGUGCUGUGAAAUGGGAAGAGGCUCCCUAGUAGCAGCCACAACUGAAAAAGUAGCAGUGGCCUGAUCUGAAGUGGGGGAUGAAAAUGGACACUUUGAUUCUUUUCUCUUUGAAUAUACCCCAAAUUAUCUUUGUUUAAAAUGGUGUGUGGUACUACAGGAAGAUCCUGGUCAACAACAGGUAGGUACAUUCCCAGGCCAGCCGAGCUAUCUCUAGAACAAGCAGCACUGUUUGGAUUAGGAGAUCUGCACACUGCUGGCUAGGGAUAUUGGCCUCUGUCUGGCAAAAUGAACUAGGGUCUCUUAGGCAUCAACCUCUUGUACAGGAUUCCCAAUAAAUAAAUAAACCUCCAAACCACAGCUCUGGCCUCCCUGUCUUAU